Cryphonectria parasitica EP155 is the source of this 644-nucleotide messenger RNA. RefSeq names its product NAD(P)-binding protein. The annotation marks the transcript as partial. NCBI's taxonomy places the organism in Eukaryota, Fungi, Ascomycota, Sordariomycetes, Diaporthales, Cryphonectriaceae. The transcript has 4 exons. The record is from RefSeq and is a predicted model, not a curated record.
GGGGGGUUCCUAUUUCAACAUUGUUUUGCCAAAUUUCGUGCUCUGUUGAAUAGUUAAGGUGACGAAUCAAAGUCUUGCUUGCUUCUGUCAACAAUUUAACAUGGCUAGCGUCGUAGCGAAGACAGUCGUCGCUACCGGUGCCUCCUCCGGCCUGGGCUUUGAGUUGGUCAAGCAGCUGCUUGCUCAGAGUAACCCCUACAAGUUCGUUCUCGGAGCGAGAGACACCGAAGGAACCAAGAAAGCCUACGACGCGUUGAAGUUCGACAAUGCAAAGCACAGCCUCACCGUGCUACCACUGGAGCUGUCUAGCUUGGAGAACGUCAAGUCGUUUGCUCAAAAGGCAUUGGAAAAAUUGGGAAAAGAUAAACUCGAUUAUCUCCUGCUGAAUGCUGCGAUCAACAAGCCUGCUAAUGAACCUGGCCCUCAUGGUUCCAAGUGGUGUGAGGCAUACGUUGUCAAUCAUCUGGCUCAACAUUAUUUGACGCAUUUACUGCGAGAGAAACUCGUCGAAUCCAAAUCGCGUGUGGUCGUUGUAUCCUCUGGGGCCAUACGGCGCGUGACAGAUCCUUCCGUGCUUGAUGAGCACCUACUUGCCAAUUCAGGAGAGGAUGGUUCGAAUAUCUACUCCGAGACCAAGUUUGUGC